AUGGAUAAUAGAUAAAAUGAACAGAAACCAUCAGUACUAAGUUAUUCUUCAUUUGAUUCAUAUGCGAUUCAAGAUGAACAUGAUGGAAAUCUUAGUAUACAUCAAUUAAAAGAAAAGCCAUUUUUUAGUUUUUAAGAAGCAAAAGAUUAAUAUGGAGAAACUAACUUAAAUGUUAAUGGUAAAAAUAACCAACACAAAUAAAAAUAACCAUAUGAAACAGUAUUAACUAAAAAUAUAAUAGAUUUAGGAUUCACUUUAUACUGAAGAAAAAUUAGAAUUGCCAUCUUAACAACUUAGAUAAAUUCCUAAAUUACAAUAAAAUUUAGUUAAUAUAAAGUUAUUGAACUUAUCUUAAAAUUAAUUAACAACUGUACCUCCUUAAAUAAUGUAAUUAUUAUUUAUUUUUUAAUUUUAGGCGUAUGACUAAUUUACAAAAAUUGAUUUUGAGCAGUAACUAAAUUAAUGUCUUACCAAUAUUUUUACAAACUUUAAAAUAUUUAGAAUAUUUAGAUAUGCAAGAUAAUUUAAUCAAAGUCUUUAAUAUCAAUCCUCCUGAACUUAAAUACUUAAAUUUAUCAAAUAAUUAUAUAGAAUAACUAUACUUCCCUAAUCUAGAACAUUUAUGUAUCUAAAUGAAUUGUUUCUCUACUAUACCUAAGGGAUUUCAUAAAGUGCUUUAUGGAAUGCAAUAUUUUGAAUUUGAUUGGUUUAAAUAUUGCAAACCAGCAUUACCAAUGAAGAUUAACUUUGAGAAAUAUUAGCAUAUAAAGGAUAAAUUAAUAUCUAUUUUAUAGACUACAAGUCUUACUUUUGAAGGUUUUGUUAAAUUUUUGAGUAUUUCUGAACCUAAUUUCUCUUAAACUGAUUAUAAGUAUAUUAAAUACUAUUUUAUAGAUACAGAAAUUUAUUUUUUUAAGCAGGUUCAUCAAAUGAAAUAGGUAUUCUUUAAAAUUUAAUGUAAAUUAUACCAGAAUAAAUCAAUAAUUUAGAUUUUGAUUAAAAUACACCUUUGAGUGCUUGUUAUAAUGAAACAAAAACAAGGUAAAAAUAUACUUUUAUAAAGAUCAGUCAAAGUAUUAAGAAGUUUGGGUGGAAAAUUUGCUCCUUAAACAAUCCAUGUUAUUUGUUAAAGAGUAGAUUUAGUAUUUUUCAAAAUAAUUUUAAAUCUUAAUGAAGAAGAUAAUUCAAUUACAUAACAUACAGAUUUAAAUCUAAUUAAUUUUAGAAAUAUUGAUGGUAAUACACCUUUACAUCAAUUAUUUAUGAAUUAUUCAAAGGGUCCAGAUGCAAAAGAAAUGGCAAAUUUACUUUUAUUAUUAGAUGCUGAUCCAAAUAGUGAAAAUAAUGAAGGUUGGACACCUUUAGAUUUAGCUGUUAGAAAAGGUUAAGUUAGUGCAAUUUAAUAUGCAGCUGAAUAUAAUAAGAGAUUAUAUUAGUUAAGAUCCCAUUAGUAAUUAUUUGAUUUCUAAAAAAAAUCUGGUAUAAGUGAAUGGUCAUUGGGUCAUGUUGCUGCAAGUGUUGGUAAUAUUGAAAUAUUAGAAUUGCUAAGUUAGGUAUUUAGACUAUAUAUAAAAGAUUAACAUAGAUUUAUUUUAAGUAAGUAAGUGCAAUAGAUUACCAAGACAUUUAGCAAUAUAAAGUUUAACUAUGUUAAAAAAUAUGAGGAAAUUAGAAAAAAGAUAAAUUAUUAGAAAUGUAUUACAUGAUUCUGUUUCAGUAUCAUAAACAGAGAAAAAUGUAUUUCAAAUGAAAAAUUAAAUUGAAAAAAAUAUGAAUAAAAAACAUUUAAAUAUUGCUUAAAAGUUAAUAGAAAAUGAAGAUGAUAAUAUUGAUAUAGAUGAUAGUUCUUUAAGAAUAGCUAGUGAAAGUUCAAUAAAAGAUAUUGCAAGUGAAUCAGCUCCUAUAUUUUAAAGAUUAGCUAACAAAGAAAUGACAAGAAUGCAAUUAGAAAAAUAAAAUAUGUCUACUUUAGAUACUACAGAUUUUGCAGAUCAUAUGCCUGAAAUAUAAAAACUAUUGAGAAAUCAUAAUUAUGAUGUAGCUCUUCAAAAGCUUAAAUAUGCUUUAUUAAGUGAUAUGCUCCCAUUAUCUGAAAGAUUAAAAUAUAAAGAUUAUUUACAAGUGAUAUAAUUUAAAAUGAAAUAUUCAAAAGUGGAAAUGUAAUCAUAUUUAAGAAAUAGUAUGAAUCUAAAUUUAAGUGAAUUUUAAUUUAAAGGAAUUCCUUAAGAUUAAAAAUGUAUAUAAUUAAAAAUAUAAUAGCAAAAAUUAUUAAAGAAUUAAUUAAUGUAAAUAAAGAUCAAUCAAAAAAUGAGACAUCUAAAAUAUAGUUUCAUAUAGAAAAAAUGCAACUUGUAUGUUAGAAUCCUUAAUUACAUUAAGAUUUACUUGUAAAAGAUUUAAUAAUAAUUAAUGAAUUGAGAUAGAGAUUGAGCAAUAAUCUAAUUUAUGAUAUUGCUAAUUAUGCAGAAUCAAUAUUUUAGUUGAAUGACUAAAUUUAUUAUUGGAUAAAUACUAAUUAUGGUAGAUGCGAAAAGAUAUUAAUAAAGUCUAAUAUUCCAAAUAUUAUUAAUUAUGAAUGCUUAUAAAAAAUGAAAUUCAUUAAGAAAAUAAAACCAAGAGAAAAAGAUUAUGAUAAUAUUGAAUAAGAUAUGAUAGAACCAGAAUCAUCUAUAUCUUCUUAUUAAUAAUUUACUUACAUUAUUACACCAUUUUAAAAUAGUAAACGAUUCUGA
Molecule: messenger RNA, 2732 nt
Organism: Paramecium pentaurelia
Lineage: Eukaryota; Ciliophora; Oligohymenophorea; Peniculida; Parameciidae
Source: the annotation of a GenBank genome assembly